UGAAUUAGCUGAUGACGUGAUAAUCGGAGAGUCUGAGCCAUUUGCGUGUUUUGCUCUAAAGUGACGGGGACUACAAAUGGCGGCCUUUCUCUCUUUGUGGAAACGAAAAAGCCUCCGGAGUUCCUAUAAGAAUAACCGAUCUGUUAAAAAGCUUGCAGGUUUUGGCUGAUUGUCAAUUUGUCAUUGACAGGGGGGUCCGCCUACUCUCACUCCACUUCUGUGUUGUCUGUCCGUAACACUCAUCAACGAACCUCACCACACUUACAAUAACUCGAUUACCAACAUAAGAGCGAUGGCCGACCAAGAGCACCAAUACAAAUUCAACGUGAGCAUGAGCUGCGGCGGCUGUUCCGGUGCAGUCGAGCGUGUCCUCAAAAAACUAGACGGCGUAAAAUCCUUUGACGUGAGCCUUGAUUCCCAGACCGCGAGUGUUGUAACCGAUGACACUGUCCCUUAUGAGACGGUUCUCGCGACCAUCAAGAAGACAGGGAAGACUGUGAAUACCGGCGAAGCAGAUGGGCAGGCUCGGGAUGUUUGAUGCGUGCCUGUGACCUCUGGGUCCACACAUGACGAACGCCUACGGCUAUUACGAUGGAGUAGAUAAAUGAUUUAAUGAGUGGCCAAUAUGUACAUACUUUUGGCAAGGAAAUGAACUGCACCCAACGAGAAAUGGACGCGUCCUUGCUCCCCCAACGGCCCAAAGUCAAGUUUGUACCAUAUUUCGUACCUCGUCUCAUGUUACUCCGGUAACCUUGACCCUGUUUGGUAUCAAAAUGGGAUAUCCAAGUAUUGUAUUCUAUUUCUCAGCCUAUGCAGCCGCCGAAAUACCAUUCAUCCGAUUCUGGGUAUCAUAAUAAACACAAAAGCUAAUAUCCAAUUAACAUGUAUAAUGUGAAGAUAAUGUCUUCGUCAGUCAUAUCUCAAACCACAAUCAUGACUGUAUAUCUCUCA
Messenger RNA from Aspergillus versicolor CBS 583.65, 951 nucleotides. RefSeq names its product copper metallochaperone ATX1. Bases 293 to 538 code for a protein of 81 amino acids. The transcript has 2 exons. Gene Ontology annotation, molecular function: copper chaperone activity; metal ion binding. Gene Ontology annotation, biological process: copper ion transport. NCBI's taxonomy places the organism in Eukaryota, Fungi, Ascomycota, Eurotiomycetes, Eurotiales, Aspergillaceae. The record is from RefSeq and is a predicted model, not a curated record. Gene Ontology annotation, cellular component: cytosol.